This is a messenger RNA of Clupea harengus (Atlantic herring), 2770 nucleotides long. RefSeq names its product archain 1b (gene arcn1b). The record is from RefSeq and is a predicted model, not a curated record. Gene Ontology annotation, cellular component: COPI vesicle coat. Lineage: Eukaryota; Metazoa; Chordata; Actinopteri; Clupeiformes; Clupeidae. Gene Ontology annotation, biological process: endoplasmic reticulum to Golgi vesicle-mediated transport; Golgi localization; retrograde vesicle-mediated transport, Golgi to endoplasmic reticulum.
UCACCACUGGAGACGUGGCUACGUCCUUCUGCCAUAUUGUUAAGUUAUCUCAAUUCUAGCUAGCUUUGACAGAUGAGCUAAUCAAGAGUGAUAUUAUCUUAAUUACAUUUUUGACAAACUUGGAAGAAAUACGACUGUCACGUUAAGGGAUUCUACCAGAUUAUAUCACAGGAAACCCAAAAUGGUACUUCUAGCGGCUGCAGUGUGUACCAAGGCAGGAAAGCCCAUUUUGUCCCGGCAAUUUGUGGAAAUGACAAGGACGCGUAUCGAGUGCCUCCUUGCGGCCUUCCCAAAGCUGAUGAACAUGGGCAAGCAGCACACGUUUGUGGAGACGGACAGCGUGCGUUACGUCUACCAGCCCCUGGAGAAGCUGUACAUGGUCCUCCUCACCACCAAGAACAGCAACAUCUUAGAGGACUUGGAGACCUUGCGGCUCUUUUCGCGUGUGAUCCCUGAGUACUGCCGCACACUGGACGAGGGGGAGAUCUCUGACCACUGCUUUGAUCUCUUAUUCGCCUUUGAUGAGAUUGUGGCCCUUGGAUACAGAGAAAGUGUCAACCUUACCCAGAUCCGCAUGUUCACAGAGAUGGACUCCCAUGAGGAAAGGGUCUUCCGUGCUGUCAGAGAGACCCAGGAGAGGGAGGCCAAGGCAGAGAUGAAGAGGAAGGCGAAGGAGCUGCAGCAGGCGCGGAGGGACGCCGAACGCAGUGGGAUAAAAGCCCCAUCUUACGGAGGCUUCGGUGGGGCCAGCACCGCCCGCUCAGCUGCUGUCAUCAAAGACACGUUUGAACCAGAGAGGCCCAAAGUGGCCCCUGCUCCCAUCAGACCGAGUGGUCCAAACAAGGCUCUGAAGCUGGGCUCCAGAGGGAAGGAGGUGGAUGACUUUGUCGAUAAACUGAAGUCUGAAGGGGAGAACAUCAUCAUGCCUGUUACAGGAAAGAAGCAAUCAGAUGCCAGCAAAGCCUUACCGCCACCUGUCAACACAGAGAGUGUUCAUUUGAGGGUUGAAGAGAAGGUGUCCCUGGCCUGUGGCCGCGAUGGAGGUUUGCAGAGCAUGGAGAUCCUCGGCAUGAUCACACUCCAAAUUAGCGAUGAGAAGAGCAGCCGCAUUCAGCUGCACGUCGCCAAUAAUGAUAAAAAAGGAGCUCAGCUACAGACUCAUCCCAAUGUAGACAAGAAGCUCUUCUCAUCUGAGUCUCUGAUUGGACUGAAGAAUGCAGAGAAGUCUUUCCCUCUAAACAAUGACAUAGGGGUUCUGAAGUGGAGGUUGCAGACCACAGAUGAGUCCUUCAUCCCUCUAACGAUAAACUGCUGGCCGUCAGAGAGCUCCAGUGGGUGUGAUGUCAACAUUGAGUAUGAGCUGCAGCAGAAGGGCCUUGAACUCAAGGAUGUUGUCAUUGCAAUUCCCCUGCCGUCGGGUGUGGGAGCCCCUGUGAUUGGAGAUGUGGAAGGCGAGUAUCGCCAUGACAGCAGACGGAACAUUCUGGAGUGGUCUCUCCCAGUCAUUGACGCCGAUAACAGGACUGGAAGCAUGGAGUUCAGCAUAGCUGGCCAAGCCAGUGACUUUUUCCCAAUCAGUGUGUCUUUUGUCUCUACAAACAACUACUGCGAUAUACAGGUUGUCAAAGUUACCCCUGUUAAUGGAGAUGGCCAAGUGCGGUUCUCCACAGAAACCUCGUUUGUGACUGAUAAAUAUGAGAUAUUGUAACAGAGAAGUGACACUUAGCUCAUCUAUCUUUUUGUGGGUUCAGUACCUAUCAAUUGGACUUUCCCUUCAGAAAAUAAUUUUAUUUUGUGAUGAUAUUGAUGUGUAUAUAUACGGUUUCAUCAGAAGAAGAGAAUAUACAUUUAAGUAUUAAAAGUUAAAAUGAACCAAAUAUGGAAGAACAGCGCCAGAUUGCCAAGGAAUCAGCCUAACUGGUUGAGCAACACCCACAGUGCACUUAAAGACAGACUCGGCACAUCUGUCAAAGAGGCUUGAUAUUUCUUCAUCAUCCACAUCGUUUCUGUUGUGAGGUGUCCAGAGCCUGUUGCAGUAAGACUGCACCAUUCUUGUUUGCGUCAUGACAUUGCAGGUGCAUCAAUAUCAGACCAAAGUGGAAAAUAAAUAGAAUUACAGGAAACAUCAGCUCCAUAUCAGCUGCCUAUUUUUUGGGAAAUUACCAUGAAGGGGCACACUAUUUCUCUAUUAACUUCACUUUUUUUACAAGGAGUAUAGAUUUAUUUUUGCCAGUAUGUGUUAUGUUAUUUAAUGCUGACAUUUUAUAACUGUCAAGUGGUUGGCUUUGCUGUUCUCAUAUUUACUCACUCUAUUUACUCAGUUUAAAAGGCAGUUCUGUUUCAGGUGGACAAUAUAUGUCCAGGUUCCCCCACUUGUGUGGUUUUGGCUUAAGUAACGUACUUCCUUUUGUUGUGUGUGUACGGUAUCUUCCUAGAAAGGACGAGCAGGUUGAGCUCAACAGCUCAACAGAUCCCUCAUUAAGCACUAUUGUUACUUUAAAUAACAUGACAAUAAAGUGACAUCUAGGUAAUUUAUAACAAAAUGCUUCAGUUCCUGUAGCUCUUGAAUUGUCUUUGUUAAAGGUGUUUGUGAACUCCGUAACAACACAUUUCUGCUAUAAGAGUGUCUUUUUUUUUUUUACAUGUACAUUUCUAUGGUGCAAAAAAAAAAAUUGAAAUCAUGGAAUUUUAAUAUAAAAUGUUUGAGAAAUUACAUUCCACUGUACAAAUACAUAUUAUAUAAACUUUAAUAAAAGCAGUUAUUAAAUUA